AUGGAGCUGAACCUCGGUACACUUGUUGAAGCGGAGCAUUGGGUUGACGUGGAGAGGAGAGCAGAUCUUCGUUUCCGAGAGAAGCUAGCGACGGUCUCACCUGGAUCGCAGCUGCAUACGCUACUGCCGAGCCUCAUGUCGGUUCGACCCAACUAUCACUUUUGUAGUCGCACAAGCUCGCAAAGCAACGCCGGCAACUUGCUCAUACGGGAAAGAGUGUACGACUGCCGUCUUCGCGCUGUUUGA
This is a messenger RNA of Necator americanus (New World hookworm), 246 nucleotides long. RefSeq lists its product as uncharacterized. The record is from RefSeq and is a predicted model, not a curated record. The transcript has a single exon. NCBI's taxonomy places the organism in Eukaryota, Metazoa, Nematoda, Chromadorea, Rhabditida, Ancylostomatidae. The coding region runs from base 1 to 246 and encodes 81 amino acids.